Molecule: messenger RNA, 1401 nt
Organism: Aspergillus pseudonomiae
Lineage: Eukaryota; Fungi; Ascomycota; Eurotiomycetes; Eurotiales; Aspergillaceae
Product: Zn(II)2Cys6 transcription factor
Exons: 4
Coding region: 1-1401 (466 amino acids)
Biological process (GO): regulation of DNA-templated transcription
Molecular function (GO): zinc ion binding; DNA-binding transcription factor activity, RNA polymerase II-specific
Source: RefSeq, a predicted model, not a curated record
AUGGGCGUGCCUCGAAGUACUGGCUGCUUACUCUGUGUGCAGCGUCGUGUGAAGUGUGAUGAGGGGCUCCCUGGAUGCGCGAAAUGUGCGAAAUACGGAAGACCCUGCCCCGGAUAUGACCGAGGCUUCAAGUUUGUCGCGGGGAAGCCGCAUCGCUCCAGACGGCGUCUGGGGUCGAAACCAGCGGUGGAUGACACGCAUCUCGUCGACAUCAGUUCAGGAACGGCCAGUCAGGCUAUGCAGCAAGCCCUAGUUCGGAGGGCUAAUUCAUUAUGGUUGAGAUCUGCAGACACAAAUGUAAUGCAGGGCCUUGAUAUCUUAAUUGGUGAUGUCUCUCAGCCAUUUCCUGCCUCCUCAACCUAUACAACCUCUCGCUGGUUUACCUUCCUUCCUUCUAUAUAUGGAAGAAACAGAACCCUGGAUUCCUCCAUCAGAUGUUUCGUUGCACAUCAUAUUGGCAUGAUGACGGGAAAUAACCAGGCUAUCAUUUAUGCCAAGUCCACAUAUGUAGAAGCUCUGAACAGGCUCCAGCGAUCUCUUUAUAACCCAAUGGAAAGUCUCUCAUCGGAGAUCCUAUGUGCCGUUCUGCUUCAAUGCUUCUAUGAGCUCUUCACCAAUGCACACGACUCCACAUCCUGGAUGAAACACGCCGACGGGUUAAGUCGACUUGUUAGGUUUAGAGGCUGUGACAGCUACCAGACCGAGUUCGAUCAUACCUUGCUCAAGGCCUCUCGUGGGUUAAUUAUCAUGCACUCUUUAUUUUCAAAGGAGAAAUGUUUUCUCACAUCUAGCGAUUGGCAAUCCGUGAUGAAGCAACAGUUCGACUCUACCCUGCCUACCUCUUUCUAUGCGCAAGUAGAGGAGCUCUUUGCUCUCUACACAACCAUACCGUGCUUCAUCCACCAGUUCUUCGAGCUCCGAGAAGCCGAUCCAGCGCACGAAACGACGCAGUUGAAGGCAUCUGAGCUUCUAAACGAGGCCCUCGAUAUGCAAACCAAAUUAACCACUUGGUAUGACAAGUUCCGCCAUACGGCGCCUCUCCCAACUGAAGUCCUCUCGUCGAUGGGCGACACCUUGUAUCCAAUAGUGUACUCAUUCACCGAUGUCGACACCGGAACCAUCUUCGCCGCGUAUUAUUCCUAUAUGGUGAUUAUUCAUGCCAUUCUGGGAGCGUGUCGUUACCCCGGUGAACAUGCGGCUAUGGUUGUGCACUACCGGGACCAGAUCUGCAUGUCGGUCGAAUUCAACGCUCAGGGGAUUCUGGGUCCCUCUCGAUUGGGAUUUCCCUUGCUUGUGGUUAAUGAGUUUGCGGACCCUCCGACGAAGCUGUGGGUUCAGGGUUGGUUACAGCGGCUUUCGAGAACUUAUAAAGUUAUGCUGCCGCAGAAUUACGAACGGUGA